CUUCGGUCGCCUUCAACUACGCUAUUCGAUCGUAGUUCAUAGUUAAUGGAGUAUCUCUCUCCUGCUGUUGUGGGUUCUAUAGCUGCUCUCGUUGUUAUCAUUCUUGUCGCCGCAACGAUGGGCCUUUUUGGCGGAAAUCAGAUGCCAGUCGAUGGCAAGACUGCUCUCAUCACCGGCGCUUCCGAGGGCAUGGGCCUUUCUGUUGCUACCCAGUUAGCCGCGAAGGGUGCCAAUGUCAUCAUUGUUUCUCGCAGCGUGGCCAAGCUCGAAGUCGCCUUGAAGACCGUUCAGGCUGCUGCCAAGAAUCCAGAAAAACAAAAGUUUCAUUACAUCGCCGCCGAUGUGUCGAAGCCAUCAUAUGCCACGCCUGUCCUUGAAGAAGCCACGACCUGGAAUGAUGGCAAGGCGGUUGACGUUGUCUGGUGUAUCGCGGGUACCUCUACCCCGGAGCUAUUCGUCGAUAUGUCAAUGGAGUCCCUUCGUCGACAAAUGGAUAUCAACUUCUAUGGAACAACCGAAAUGAGCCAAGCCAUCCUCAAGCAAUGGGCUGCGCCAGACGCGCCAGUGGACAAAGAGCCAAAACAUCUCAUCAUGACUACCAGUGUUGUGGCAUUCUACACUAUUCCCGGAUAUGCCCCCUAUGCACCUUCUAAAUGGGCUAUUCGGGGUCUUGCCGAUACUCUGUCUCAAGAAGUGAUGCUAUACCCUCAGAACAUUAAGGUGCACGUGGUCUUCCCCGGCACAAUUCUCUCACCUGGUUUCCAAAACGAAAAUCUCACAAAACCCGAGAUAACCAAGAUUCUAGAGGCUGAUGACCCGAAGCAAACUCCUGACGAAGUUGCUCGCACCUCUAUUCGUGGCUUGGAGAACGGUGACUACUACGUUACGGUGAACUGGCUGGGUAACUUGAUGCGUUUGGGCAGUUUAGGUGGCGCAUUUCGCAACAACUGGUUGGUCGAUAUCCUCGGUGCUUGGCUUGUCGCUAUUGUCUGGAUCUUCAUCCAACCCGAUUUACAUGGAAAGAUCCGCAAGUUUGGCAAGAAGAAUGGUCAUCCUAGCACUUACAAAGCACGGGCUGAGUAAAUGAGGAGUUGUUACAAAAGGCCGUAAUAGUGAGAAGUGUAUCAUAAUGUAUGUAAAUGCUAAAGUAAUCAUGGAAACCUCAACUGUGCAUAAAGUAAAUAAUGUACAAGCGUAUUUGAAGUCUAUACACCGCUCCAUUUUCCAAACUUUUGGUAUCGUUUGAACAUUUCUCUCAAAAUGGCUCUUCCGCUUGCAUCCAUGCCAUCAUUAAGGAUCUUUCGUCCUUCAGGUGGCGUAACGUCAAAAAUUGCGUUGAAGGCCGGUUCUAGGGUUUCCGAAACUGAUCGCGGAACGUUGACUUCAAGUUGAAGUUUGACAUAUUGUGUUAAUACCAAGUACAUAUGACGACCAGCAGUUCGUUUGGCAGCAUCAGUCGCCGAAUCAAGGCUGCCCUGAUGCUGAGAACGCGAUACGGCACCGGCAGUCGGUUCGCAAAUCAGAGUGACCAAUCGGGCAAAUGCUUGUGCCUGAGAAUCUCGGGAAGUCUGCUCGAGAGAGCCAGAGCCCGGCGGCUGGGUGAUAAGUGCCCGUAGUAGCGUUUGAAUGGUGGCAAGAAGCAAAUGAUAGUGGCCUUCCAAACGAAGUCGGUGCUUCUUGAUAAUCACCUCAACCAAUUUGCACAGCCAGAUGUAUGGAACCAUAACCUCUCGCUGAACAUUGGUGGAGACCAGAUCACAUAUCGUGCUCAAGGUUAUUUCGAUAUUCCACUGGCUGAUGGUUUGAGGUCUUCUCUCCAACAAGGUGUACAAGCUGCGACAAAUGUCUACACCUUGCGCUGCAGGUGAAGAGGCAAGGCUAGAUAUGAGCUCGCUAUAUGCUGCUGAUAGAUCGAAGCCGUCUUGUUUUUCAAAUGUUUCUGACAUAUCUAAGAUCCCUGUUAGCAUUCGCACCACUCAUUCGAUCAAAUUAAAUAACGAACCCAUUAUCUGUCUAAUGAUGAGAAAAAUUGCCUUUGCCUGACCAUCUGCAUCACAACCAGUGGUAUGUUCAGCAAUUACAUCGCGAAGAAAUUGUACUUUGUCGCCUAUGGCCAUAGGAGCCACAAUAGUGUUAACAUAUUCGACGAGGAAGGUCUGACGCAGUCGUUGAGGUAAUGCUGAUACACCGGCGAACUUGACGGGCCUGGUGUUCUUGAUGGACGAAGGGAGGUGCUUGCGCAAGAAAAGUUGAAUUUGCCAGCUUUUUACGUGCCCUUGCUGCAUCUCAUCAAAAGUCCGCUUUUCUAGCUUCUUACUGGAAGCUAACUUGCCCUCAAGCGUUUCGGACAAAUCGCUCAAAACACUUGCAGCAUCUAUCAUAGCAAACAGUUGCAGCUGCUGUUGAGGCUCUUGGCUGUUUAGAAGCUUCUUGUCUUCCACGUAUUUCUUAAUAGUAUGCAUUGCUAUAGCUGCAAUUUGGUUUCUUGAAGCUUGAAGCAAGGCACCUGUUGCAGCAUUUCCAUCGCCUCGCGAAGAAUCAGCUAGCUCAGUAGCGAUAGCCUUGUGUAGAAUGAUGUCGAAUGCAUGUAUAUCAUUGGCGUCGCCACCCUUUACAAAAGCCAUCGCACUAGUAAAGUAUACAGAACUUCGUUCAUCAUCUAUUUCGGCCAUUUGCUUGACAUGCGCACAAGCUAGUGAAGAGAAUCUUGAGAUCAUCUCCAGGUUUUCCUCUUCUGUCUUGCACUCCUCGUUCGACCAUGCAAACAGAGUAGAUGAGAAUGAUUGAAGAGUUUCAAACGUCAUUCUUUUGUGAAAUGUAGAACGUGACAGCACUUUAACUGCCAAUGACAGUAUUGUUCUCCAGUUCUGAAUAGAUAGUUUGCGAGGUUUCGAAAUCUUUGACGUUUGCUUAUCAAUGAUCUCCAUAAUAUGCUCGCGUUGCCAACGGUUGAAGCUAUCAGAGGGAAUGCGCGACAAGACAUUCAUGCAAGCCAUAGCUGCAGGAGUUGGCCAUCCCUUUUCGCUAGCGCUUUGUUUCUGAGCUUCGAUGAGUUUGUCAAUUAUAAUUCUUGACGCUUUGGCAUCAUUGAGGUUAAUAUCGUUGCUCAGUAAACCGUCCCAUACUUUGGUAGAGGUACUUGGUAAAGCUAAGAGCGUCUGCACCGGCUCUGGCAAUUUGUCGUUCUUGGCGACAGAAAGGUGUAGAAAGCGACUGCAACCGCAAAGAUACCACUGAAUAUACGAAGGAGCAGAGGUAUCUGGUGUGAAUGGACUGUCAAAGUCAGCUGAUGUGGCCAUCUGCAAGUCCAUGUCCUGCAGGCACUCUGAUGAAGUAACGUGUUUGGCAAGGAUCGUAGAGAAUUCAGCAAUAAUAUCUGCCGGUUCAGCGACCAGUUCAUGAUCAGGCAUCAUCGAGUCCCACGCCUUGUAGCAAUACUUGAAGGCUUCUAGAGCAUCUGCACUGUUGGCGUGCUUCUUUCUCAAGAGCUUAGAAACAGCAUCCUUUGUCUGAGUCCAGAUUCCGGUUUUAUCUUCCGAGUUUGACCAGGCCAUUGUCCGGCGAAUAACACGCCAUUUCAAUGGUGUAUUUUCUGCUUUUCGGCAUUGAUCCCAAAUGAUCUGGAACAGCUUAGUUCCGAUACCAUCAAUAAAGGUCGUGCCGGUCAACCCUUCAGUCAUCGCGUUGAAUAUGAUGCAAAUUGACUGCGGAUAAGAUGAUUGGUCCUGUUUCUGAACCCACUCAAUAAAUUCAACAGUCUGGUGGGGAGACAUGAGUGUCUCUACAAGGGAGAGGCGCAAACCAGACGUCGAAUCUUGGAGAUUUGCCGUGAGCCAGGGAGAGUCGGCCAAAGAUUUCUUUUCCGAUUUACACAGCUGAGUGUACCAAAGUUCGAGGUAUCCGAUAACAUCUCUUCGAAGAACAAAUGAUUUCUUCACUGAUUCGACGAUACGGGCAAGUGGAGUAGACCACUGUGCAAGCUCCUCUGGUGAGGUUGUAACAACUCUCUCGCAGAACGAUUCCAGCAGGUCACUUCCGUCUCCGAUAGAUUGGAAUAUAGUUGGAUCGCAUGUCGAAAUAUUCGCUAGAACAGCCCAAUCCGUAGUCUUGCCAGCAAAGGCAUAAGAAUGGCAAGCCCGUCGUAGGUCCUUAACGUCGAUCGAAGCGGAGUGCUGAACGGCCUGUUCCAGGAUGACGCUCAGAAGCUCGUUUUUGUCGGCACAUUUUCCAACGUAUUCCUCUAUUGUACGGAAUAGCUCCUUCUGCCAUUCAACAGCAUGUCUGCGUCUCUCCUUUCCUUGAAGCUGUUCUGGGGAGCCCAGAGCGAGCUGACAGAGAGCCGGAGCUGUACGGUUGAUUUGUGAUUCGGACAUAUCAAGCGCUUUGGAGAGUAUUUCAAAACUUUGGCUAUUCAGGUAGGCCUCUUUCGCUGGUAGAAUCAAGUUUCGCUGCAAAAAGAGUUGGAUGGCGGCUUCCCAUUGAAGCUUGACUGUUGGGGGCAACGACAACGGUUGGGUACCAUUCAAUCCUGAAAUCUCUGCAAAUAGAGUUGCAUAGCUUGAAAAGAGAUGCAGUGCAAUGUCCAUUGGGUCCGUACUAGCUUGUAAAUGCAGGGCCCAGAUUGCGGAUAUUGUCGACGGCCAACUCUCGCAUCCAAUGGUAUCAAAGGCCUCGCUUGCUAGCAACGACUUGCAGAGUGCCAAUGCUGGCGCCAUCAACAGAACAGAAUCCGCAGCUGAAUUACAGAAAAGUGACUUUAUAUGUUCGGCUCCGAUCUUAUCUCGACCCAAAACGAUGGUCGGGUCGUCGAGGCGGUCGAGCAGCGCUUUGAUAGCUUUGAAGACAUUCGCUGCAGUCUCCAAGCAAUAAUCAGGCUGUUUUAACGUAUCUAACGAAAAUAGAGCUGUCUCAGAUCGCUUUCGUUUCUUGGUUGAGUCAGUAGUUGUCGGGGAGGUCUGGGAAAUAUCGUUGAGUGUUUGUUGUAAAGUCGAUAGGUAUUUCCUAUCCGCCAAAGACUUGGCCAGAGAGAAGAGCGGUAUUCUUUGAAAGACGCAUUCUAAAAUAGCCCAUGUCAGUGGGAACCGUCGUAUAGUCUCUGCAUCGGCCGAUUUUCCGUUCAUAGAUUUCAGGAGCCAUCGCAAACUACUCUCUUCUGCAGCAUGAAAUGAACGCUCCGAUGCGGAUGUAAGAGUGGUCCAGAGUGCAAUUAUAUUCUCGCCAUUCUUGCCAGGGCCUGUUUGAUCAAGCCCUCGGACCAG
Molecule: messenger RNA, 5258 nt
Organism: [Torrubiella] hemipterigena
Lineage: Eukaryota; Fungi; Ascomycota; Sordariomycetes; Hypocreales; Clavicipitaceae
Source: the annotation of a GenBank genome assembly